Molecule: messenger RNA, 1113 nt
Organism: Glycine soja
Lineage: Eukaryota; Viridiplantae; Streptophyta; Magnoliopsida; Fabales; Fabaceae
Exons: 3
Coding region: 1-1113 (370 amino acids)
Molecular function (GO): RNA-DNA hybrid ribonuclease activity; nucleic acid binding
Source: RefSeq, a predicted model, not a curated record
AUGGUGGCAUUAUUCCAUGAUAUGAUGCAUAAGGAAAUUGAAGUCUACGUGGAUGAUAUGAUUGCCGAAUCUAGAACCGAGGGGGAACAACUCGUUAACUUGCGAAAGUUGUUUGAACGACUACGUAAGAACCAACUAAGAUUGAACCCCGCCAAGUGUACUUUCGGGGUCAAGUCAGGAAAGCUACUCGGCUUCAUCGUAAGUCAGAAGGGGAUAGAAGUGGAUCCCGACAAGGUGAAAGCCAUCCUUGAAAUUCCUGAACCGCUCACUGAAAAGCAGGUGAAUUACUCUCUGCUAGAAAGGACCUGUUGUGCCUUGGUGUGGGCGGCCCAUCAUCUAAGGCAGUACAUGCUAAGCCACACCACCUGGUUGGUGUACAAGAUGGACCCAGUCAAGCCUCUCAAUGACUACCAGCAUUUGCAUUCAGAGUUUCCGGAUGAAGACAUCAUAGUCUUGUUCGAGGAGAAGGUGGAGGAUAAUGACAGGGAUAAGUUGAUCAUGUGGUUCGACGGCGCGUCCAACGCCCUAGGCCACGGGGUUGGGGCGGCUUUGGUCUCUCCCGACAAGCAAUGCAGCCCCUUCACGACAAGAUUGGGUUUCAAUUGCACAAAUAAUAUGGCUGAAUACGAGGCAUGCGCCCUUGGAAUCCAAGCGGCAAUUGACUUUAACAUCAAAUUGCUCAAAGUGUACGGAGAUUCGGCCUUGGUAAUUCACCAGCUGUGGGGAGAAUGGAAAACUAGGGAUCACAAAUUGAUACCCUAUCAGGCCUACAUCAAGAAACUAGCCGAGUUCUUCAAUGAUGUCUCCUUCCACCACGUUCCCAGAGAGGAAACUCAGAUGGCUGAUGCGCUUGCCACUCUAGCAUCCAUGUUUCAGCUAACCUCACAUGGAAACUUGUCGUACAUCGAGUUCCAAUGUCACGGCAAGCCCGCACAUUGCUGCUUGAUAGAAGAGGAGCAAGACGAUAAGCCGUGGUACUUCAACAUCAAGCGGUACAUAGAGUAUAAGGAGUAUCCACAGGGGGCUUCUGACAAUGACAAGAGCACGUUGCUUGCGAAGGUUGUCAGUUGGUUUCCUUUAAAGCGGAGGUAUCCUAUACAAACAAAAUCAUGA